Molecule: messenger RNA, 3162 nt
Organism: Clarias gariepinus (North African catfish)
Lineage: Eukaryota; Metazoa; Chordata; Actinopteri; Siluriformes; Clariidae
Exons: 2
Coding region: 121-1431 (436 amino acids)
Source: RefSeq, a predicted model, not a curated record
AAGAUGCUAACAGAAAGGUUGCCAGGUUAAAGGUAGAUAUCCGACGGGUUUCCUGGGUCUAAUAUAAAGUUCAAGUAUUUUUAUUGACAAAAUAAGCUAAAGAGAGAGAGCGAACUAAAGAUGGCUAACGAGGAGACACUUAAGUCCCUCAUGUUUACGCUGAGCUACAUGCUAAUGAAGCGGCGCAGGGACAUAAACAGCGCUGAGACCCAGAGGAGGAGAGAGGUUCAGCGGCGGGUCAGACACAGGCAGUAUUUCCUGCAGAGACAGAGGAGGAUGCUUAUGAUGUUGAUAGCUCAAGGCACGCGCCCCAUCACUGUGGCUCGCACGCGCGCCUGGUCCAACACGCCGAGCACUGAUUGGUGGGAGCGCGUGGUCCUAACAGAGUUCCAGCCCUCUGAUUGGCUCGAGCGCUUCCGUAUGAGCAAAGACACCUUCUUUCACCUGUGCAACAAGCUAAAGCCCUGGCUGGCACGGCAGGACACGUGUCUGCGCCCUGCUCUGCCCCUAGAGAAGCGAGUGGCCUUGGUACUGUGGCGCCUGGCCUCAAAUGUCGAGUACCGUACCAUCGGGGAGCUGUUCGGAGUCGGACGCUCAACCGUGUGCAAGUGCGUACGUGAGGUGUGCCAUGCCAUAGGAGCCACGCUCCGUCCGCUCUACCUUCGUGAGCCAAGUGAACAGGAGCUGGAAGACGCAGCACGCCUGUUUAGCACUCGCUGGGGCUUUCCGCACUGUGUGGGUGCCGUCAGCAGCCUCCACGUGCCCAUUAUUGCACCAGCCACCGAUGCUGAUAGCUACUGGAACAGCCGUGGCUGGCAUUCAGUCAUUACCCAAGGUGCAGUUAACGGCCUGGGGCAGUUCUGGGAUGUGUGUGCGGGUUUCCCAGGUGGCACCGAACCUGCAUCGAUUCUGCAAAACUCCUCUCUGUGGACUCUGGGAUGUGAGGACAGGCUGUUGCCCCAGUCUCUCCCCCGAAACUUUAUGGGCAAGGAGUUAGGGUCUGUAGUCCUUGGCGAUUCCGGGUAUCCUCUUCAGACCUGGUUACUUAAGGCCUACAACAAAAAGAACAAUCUCACAGCUGGACAGCGCGCAUUCAACCGCCGUCUCGAGAGAGCACAUGCUAUCGUGGACGAGGCGUUCCUAAGGCUCAGGGCACGCUGGCAGUGUCUUGUAAAGAGGAAUGAUUGCCACGUAGACGGGGUGCCAGCCAUGAUCGUGGCAUGCUGUGUGCUGCACAAUAUGUGCGAGGUUCACGGCGAUGAGUUAGCAGAGGACUGGCUGGAUGCAGCGAGGCGGGAGGAGAGCCCCAUGCCCACUUACACUGUGCCCAUGUUGGACGAUGAUCCAGCUGGGGAGGAAGUGAGAGAACUCUACUGUCAGUAUUUCCUACAGCAGGAGCGUCAGCAGAACCAGCAAGAGCAACAGGACUGAAGCAGGUUGUUUGAGUUUGAUAAAAAGUUGCAUCUACUAGAUGCUCUUAUCCAUGAGGAUCACUUAUGGUCAAAUUAGUUUUAGAAUUUUACCUUGCCAUACUGUAAAUAUAGUUUUUUUUACUCCAAGAGACUGGUAACGACCAGAUUAGCAGGAUGGAAGAAGAAUUUGCAUAAUUCUUCUUGGCAUAAGAUUCAAUCAACUCUUAUGCCAAGUUCAAAUAUUGUGCAUAAGAAACGUUGAUUAAAAUGGCAUACAGUACCAGCCAAAGUUUGGACACUAAGCGUGCUCCGAUCAAUUGCCCACUGAUUGAAAUCAGUCGAUAAUUACUUAAUUUUUACUGAUUGGUUGUCUCUUAAAUGGCCGAUCACAUAAACCAAUACUACUGUAUUGUAAUGAUGACAAAACUUACACAGCCACUUUAAAACAUGUUGUCACUUUAAAAGAUGAUGCAUUUGCAAUAUGGAAAGUUUUUUAUUCUUUUUUUUUUCAUUAAAACCACAUGGCGGAAUAUCUACCAAAAGCUUUAACACAACAAACCAUAUGCGCAAAGACAUGAGCUAAAAUUUGUAACUCGACCCUCACUCAACCAUCUAUAGCAGAGAGUAAAAAGCCUAAAACUAUUUUCACUAAAAUAAUGCUAAAGAUCACCUGUUCCCAGCUUUGGCCGAGGCAGCUCAGGUUUACCUUACCACUCCAUGUAUGCGGGCUGUCAGUGACGACUAUUCAGCACUGUUACACACUUUCUGCAUGAUAAGAAGAAUAGAAUAAAAAUGUAAAAAUCCUGAUAUUUAUGAAGAACUGCCUUCCCUCGCUGCUUACUAUUGAGUAGCCUAAUUAGCUCACCAAAUGCAAAGUGGCUGAUGUGUGUGUUGUUUAAUAAAAUAAUUUUUAUUUGGUGCAGAGUUUCGAUUUGUUCGAUGCACGUUAUUUUAAGUAAGUGUAUCAGAACAGUAGGAUUUUAUAUAAGCGUUUUGGCAUGUGUGAGAUCCCCUUGAUGCUUUUUAUUAUUUUUUUUCUAUCUUUUAUUCAAACAUUGGCUAUUUGUUUCACUUUCUUUAUUAUCUACAUGAAAUAAUAAGGGACGUUGCUUGUGGUACCUUCAAGUAAAUGAAGGUUUUAAAUUCAUGAUACUUAAUAUUAUGAUUAAUUGCAUUAUGUUCAUUGCAUUAAUUCAAGCACCAUGAUGAAACUGGCUCUCAUGUAGAUCAUCCCAGGCAAGCAAGAUCAAAACUCACCUCUGCUGCAGAGAAAUUCGUUUAGAGUUACCAGCCACAAAAAUCACCAAUUAAUGAACAGCACCUCAGAUUAGAGAUGUUAUGAAGGCAUUAAAGAGCAUAAGUAGCAGAAACACUUUAAUAUCAACCGUUCAAAAGGAAAUUAUUGCAUAUAUUGCCUUCAACAUUGUUUUACAUUGUUUUAAAGACCAUGAAAUUAGAAGGUGUGUCCAAACUUUUGACUGGUAGCAUAUAUACUAAAAACAGGCCUGAAGAUCACACUUAAUUUUUCUUUUGUCAUAUCUUUGCUUUUGUAAGUCAUUAUUAAAAGUAGAGUAUCAAUAGCAUUUUACUUGAGUCCUAGAAAUUUCAGCGCACUUACUGUAUGUGUUAAUUGUGUGGUUUGUGUUGUAGCAGCUGCUCUUAUGGGUAUUUAUGCUAAUAAUAGCUCUGAAUUAGAGGCCAGAUUAAACCUAUGUAGACGAUUAUAUUGUUGCAUUAUGUAUUGUAGUUU